AUGGGUUCCUGCUUCUCGUUGGAGGGAGGAGGCAUUGAGAGGAUAGCGCCCACGCAGAGGUUGCAGAUCCCGGACCCGGAGGAUGAGCAGGUCGAGCCGACCGUCGUUCCGAGCGAGCCUGUCAUCCCAGUCGUCCCGGGUUCUCGCUCUCCUGCUCCCGGAAAUGCGGCUCCAGUUCUUGCGCGUUUCUUCGAGAUGGCAGAAUCAGUGGUCAUGGUGGAGACCCCUCAUAAUGACUUCAUCACAGAUCAACGUCCAGAGAGGCACAUUUGUCUCAAGAGUUUCACCUAUGAUGAGGUCUGUGCAGCGACACAUGGCUUCGAAGUAGACCGUUUCCUGGGACAGGGUGGGUUCGGCCAAGUGUACAAGGGCUUUCUUGAUAGCACUAAUCAGGGACAACAAGGGCAUAGGGAAUUCGUCACUGAAGUUCUGAUCUUGAGCAAUGUGCACCACCCAAAUCUUGUAAAGCUCGUUGGAUAUUGCACUAGUCAUGGUCAGAGGAUUUUAGUUUAUGAGUAUAUGCCUUUGGGUUCUCUGAACAGUCACAUCCAUGAUCUCCCCCCUGGUCAGCAGCCUCUUGACUGGAGUACAAGAAUUAAGAUACUCCUUGGUGCUGCUAAAGGUCUUGAGCAUUUGCAUCACAAUCUCACCCCUCCUGUCAUCAAUCGUGAUGUGAAAUGUGCAAACAUUUUGCUCGGAGCGGGGUACCACCCGAAGCUGUCUGACUUCGGCUUGGCGAAGCUAGGUCCAACUGGUGACAAUACCCAUGUUUCAACAAGAGUUAUGGGUACACCUGGUUAUUGUGCGCCAGAGUACUUAAUGACUGGUAAAUUGACAGUAAAGACAGAUUUUUACAGCUUUGGUGUAGUUAUGUUGGAGGUUCUAACCGGAAGAAUGGCUAGAGACGAAAGACUCCCUGAAUCAGAGCGAAACCUUGUCGCAUGGGCUCUCAACUUUCUCCGCAGACGGGAACUGGACAUUCUGAAGUCAGAAACAGAAGGCGGUUGGACCGUGGCGGACGCAGCACACCAACAAGAACUAGCUCUGAUCGGAACCCUGGACGCAGCACACCAACAAGAACUAGCUCUGAUCGGAACCACCAGAGCGACGAUCAGGGAGAAAGAAACUGAGGAAUCCAGUGCUUAG
Miscanthus lutarioriparius is the source of this 1146-nucleotide messenger RNA. The record is from the annotation of a GenBank genome assembly. NCBI's taxonomy places the organism in Eukaryota, Viridiplantae, Streptophyta, Magnoliopsida, Poales, Poaceae.